This is a messenger RNA of Sphaerodactylus townsendi, 714 nucleotides long. Its product is annotated as protein shisa-3-like. The coding region runs from base 1 to 714 and encodes 237 amino acids. The record is from RefSeq and is a predicted model, not a curated record. Lineage: Eukaryota; Metazoa; Chordata; Lepidosauria; Squamata; Sphaerodactylidae. The transcript is spliced from 2 exons.
AUGGGGAGAGCAGCGCUGUAUCUCCUUGUUCUGUUGGCCUUUCUAGGAGGGACUUUGGAGAGGGGCGGGGGUUUCCUGUGUCUCAGGUGGGCCAAAGGCAAACAGAAUCCAGUGGCGGGCUUCUUUUGUCCAGAGCUGCGAGGCAGGGCGAGAGCUAAGUUCUGUUGUGGGACCUGCUACAACCCAUACUGUUGCUCGUCUAAAGAGGAACAACUGGAUCUAGACCAGUGCUCCGCUGGUGGCCGAGAGCCAGGGGUCCGUCAUGCCCCAGUGGCUGCCUUGAAGAAUUACGGAAGUAUAUUUGGAGUCGCUGUCGGUUUUGUAGCUUGUGUCGUCGUUUACACGGCCUGCCGUGAGAUCUUCCGGUGUCUGAAGACCCUCCAUUCUGCCCGGCAACCAUACCGUAUUCUGGAUCAUCGGCGUUCAGGGCCCUCUUUCUGGGGCUUCCUUCCAGCCUUUUUAAGCACAUUUUUUUCGAGGCUUUGGCGCCGUGAUUCUUCUCCCUCUCCCAGUUCUAGGGGGGCUGCUGUCCCACCCAGCCUGGAAGACCUUUCAGGUCCUGGAGACUCUCCCAGACCAUACGUGGACAUUCCUGUUCAGUUCCGUCAAGUGGCCUCUGGAACACCAGCGGACGGCGUGAUCCUCAUCUCCCCUCCACCUGCUGUCCUGCCGGCUUCUGUUUCGAGUGGCACCCAAGAACCGAGCUUGUCAUAA